UCGUCAGGCAGGGUGAGUCACUCCCGCACCGGGGGUGUAUGUCAGGGUGCUGAGGCAGCAGGCACCCCUGCAGGAGCCCGUCACCGCCGCACGGGGCGGGGGGCGCAGCGGGAUCCCCCGGGCCGAGCCCCGGGGAGGCAGCAGGCUGGGCAGUGGGAACGGAAAGCUGACAGGAUGAUCCCAGUAGCUGAGUUCAAGCAGUUCACGGACCAGCAGCCGGCCUUCAAGGUGCUCAAGCCCUGGUGGGAUGUGCUGGCCGAAUACAUCACGGUGGCCAUGCUCAUGAUCGGGGUCUUUGGCUGCACCCUGCAGGUGACACAGGACAAAAUCAUCUGCCUCCCCAACCGUGCCCCUGCUGGUGCCCGACUCUCUGACAAAACGUGCCAGAAUUUCGCCAGGAAGACUCCCAAUGCCUCGGAGCCAGACACACCCCUGUCCUCCCGGGAGAUGAGCGGCCUGCGCAACAACCUGGACAUCCAGCAGUACAGCUUCAUCAACCAGAUGUGCUACGAGACAGCCCUGCACUGGUACGCCAAGUACUUCCCCUACCUGGUGGUCAUCCACACCCUCAUCUUCAUGGUCUGUGCCAACUUCUGGUUCAAGUUCCCUGGCACCAGCUCUAAGAUUGAGCACUUCAUCUCCAUCCUUGGCAAGUGCUUUGACUCACCCUGGACUACCCGGGCUCUCUCCGAGGUCUCUGGGGAGAACCAAGACGGGACAAGCUCAAAGAAGGAAGACCGGCGGAGGAAGGCCAUCAAGGAUGAAAUGCCCGAGCCCCACCCUGCUCUACAGCCCGUUCAGUCCAUCUCCGAGAAGAAGGUAGCGGAGACUCCUGCGGUCAGCCUGCUGGACAAGAAGGAAGGGGAGCAGGCCAAGGCUCUGUUUGAGAAGGUGAAGAAGUUCCGGCUGCACGUGGAGGAGGGAGACAUCCUCUAUACCAUGUACAUCCGCCAGACGGUUCUCAAGGUCUUCAAGUUCCUGAUUAUCACGGCCUACAAUGCCGCCCUGGUGCAGAACAUCCGCUUCAUCGUGCCCUGCAGCGUGGAGAUGGAGGACAUGACAGGCUAUGACCACUUCUGCUGCAACCACACCAAGGCUCACCUCUUCUCCAAGCUGGCCAUCUGCUACAUCUGCUUCUUGGGCAUCUACGGCCUCACCUGCCUAUACACAUUGUACUGGCUCUUCCACCGGCCCUUGAAGGAGUACUCCUUCCGCUAUGUGCGAGAGGAGACGGGCAUCAGCGACAUCCCCGACGUCAAGAAUGACUUUGCCUUCAUGCUUUAUCUAAUUGAUGAGUAUGACUCCCUCUACUCCAAGCGCUUCGCUGUCUUCCUCUCCGAGGUCAGCGAAAGCAAGCUCAAGCAGCUCAACCUCAACCAUGAAUGGACGGAGGAGAAGCUGCGGCAGAAGCUGCAGCGGAAUGCCCUGGGCCGCCUGGAGCUCCACCUCUUCAUGCUGUCCGGCUUGCCUGACACAGUCUUCGAGCUGACCGAGGUGGAGGCCCUGAAGCUGGAGAUGCUCAAGGAUGUGACUUUCCCACCGCUGGUGGCCCAGCUUGUCCGCCUCCAGGAGCUCUACCUGCUGAACUGCCCCGUCAAGCUGCCAUUUGCCUCCCUGGUCUUCCUGCGGGACCACCUCAAGGUGAUGCAGGCCACUUUUGACGAGAUCAAGGAUGUGCCACUGUGGGUCUACAGCCUGCGCGGGCUGGAGGAGCUCCACCUCUCUGGCCUCUUCAGCCAGGAACUGGGGAGGGCAUCCGGCCUGGAGAGCCUGCGGGAGCUGAAGAACCUCAAGGUGCUCUCGUUGCACAGCAACAUCUCCAAGGUGCCGCCCAGCGUGACUGACGUCUCAGCUCACCUGCAGCGCCUGUGCAUCCUCAAUGACGGCACCAAGCUGGUGACGCUCAACAACCUCAAGAAGCUGGUCAACGUGCGGGAGCUGGAACUGGUCAACUGCAACCUGGAGCGCAUCCCCCAUGCUGUAUUCAGCCUGGUCAGCCUGCAGGAGCUGGAUCUGAAAGACAACCAGCUACGCUCCAUCGAGGAGAUCCUCAGCUUCCAGCACUGCCGCAAGCUCGUCUGCCUUAAGCUCUGGAGCAACCACAUUGCCUAUAUCCCUGAGCACAUCCGGAAGCUCAAGGGCCUGGAGCAGCUCUACCUCAACCGCAACAAAAUAGAGACCCUGCCCUCCCAGCUCUUCCUCUGCACCAAGCUCCGCUGCCUUGACCUCUCCAACAACGGCAUCCAGGUUAUCCCCCCGGAGGUAGGUGUGCUCCAGAAUCUCCAGUACUUCGCCAUCUCCUCCAACUCAGUGGAGACCUUGCCUGAUGAGCUCUUCUUCUGCAAGAAGCUGAAGACUCUGAUGGUGGGACACAACAAGCUCUCCACCCUCUCUCCCCGCCUGGGCAACCUCUCCUUGCUCAGCAAGCUGGAGUUGAAGGGGAACCGUCUGGAGGCCUUGCCGCCUCAGAUCGGGCGGUGCCAGGCGCUCAAGCGCAGCGGCUUGGUGGUGGAGAGCACCCUCUAUGAGACGCUGCCCACAGACAUCCGGGAGAGGCUGGAGAGUGAAUGAGAAGAGGGGACAGUCAUUAGGGUGACCAGAUGUCCCAAUUUUAUAGGGACAGUCCCGAUUUUUGGGUCUUUUUCUUAUAUAGGCUCCUAUUACCCCCCCACCCCUGUCCCGAUUUUUCACAUUUGCUGUCUGGUCACCCUAACAGUCAUCAGCACGGGCAGGCUCUUCGGUCACCUGUAGAAAGACUCUCACAGAUGACACGAGCUGGGAAGUGCCUGGUGUGCUCCUAGGCCAGAGCUGCAAAGGCACCUGGGAGAUCUCCCACCAAGAGACUUACAAAAGCAUCGUCCCCCCGGCCAUGGCUAGGGAGGGGCUCAACUUUUCAUCCCAGUGCAAAUGUGGACAGUCAGUGAUCCUGUACGGCAAGAUUGUUGUAUAGUCAGUGAUCCUCUGUCAGGGCUGCCACUUGUAUCCUGGAUUGCAGGGGAGAAAUGACUCUAUUUAUACAUAUUUUUUAGUGUUAUUAACAAGCAGCAUUCAUUGCUUUUAAAAAAGGGCAAUUUUUGUUUGUGUGCUUGUGUGUGUGUGUAAAUAGCUCAUGUUUUAACGUGCUAGAUCUCCGGCACAGUUUGGUCACUGCCCCAUAAAUUGUACCCCAUCCCACAGUCUAUCCUACGAAUUUCCAGGCCAAUCUGAUGGGUAAUCUAGAGAGGAUGCAAAUGUGGGUGUUCAACUGAAAUUUUGCUGUGGCUUUAACCAUGGGAGAGUCUUUCCUCAUUCCACAGCUCCACCCACUCCACUGAUACAAAGGGAUGCCUUUUUUACAUCAUUAGCCAGUGGAACUCAUUGUCACAAGAUGUCACCAAGGCCAAGAUCUCAUUAGGAUUGAAUUUCAUUAGUAUUUGGUCACGUCUCAAUUUCGGCAGCCCACACCCACUGUGCUGUAACCACAUUCCCAAGGAAGGUUGCAGCUGGCUUUGUAGGUCAUCUGCCCUGGAGAGGGGAAGGAGUGUUACCAGGUUGAAGCAUCUAAUGGAUUUACAGUACCAAGAGAAGCUGGUUUUGCCACUAGGUGUGGUAUGUGCUUAUCAUACAAAUUUAGAUGGGUGGGUGUGGCUCCCAUUGACCCCUCCUCCCUUGGGUGUGGUUUCUCCUGCUGUGACAUGUCGCCUCCUCCUUGAGCCAUGUUUUUUUCCACCAAUGACAUGGCCCUCAUGGGCUCCUCCCCUGAGUCCCACCUCUCUGUGGCAGGAUUCCAGAUGGUCUUGAUUAGGGCUCUGAUUUCCCCUGUGCUGCAUGUACCUGAGUCUGGAGCCCUUACUCAGGCAAAGGUCAUGGGAGGAUUUCAGGAUCGAGCCCUUCUUUUUAUAUUAAAGGAUGUAUGGGGGGAGUGGCAAUCCAAACACCUGCUAAUAGCAGUGGGCCUGAACCAGGGCCCUGGCUCUGUGCAGCUGGAGGGGAGAAGUUUGAAAUCUGACCUGUGCAAAUAGCCUUUAUCUCUGCACCGAGCUGGGUGCGGCACUCCAAGAAACCCCAGUCUGAGCAAUGCCCCAGCCUC
Molecule: messenger RNA, 4069 nt
Organism: Chrysemys picta bellii (western painted turtle)
Lineage: Eukaryota; Metazoa; Chordata; Testudines; Emydidae
Product: leucine rich repeat containing 8 VRAC subunit E
Molecular function (GO): protein binding
Source: RefSeq, a predicted model, not a curated record